Messenger RNA from Somion occarium, 1369 nucleotides. NCBI's taxonomy places the organism in Eukaryota, Fungi, Basidiomycota, Agaricomycetes, Polyporales, Cerrenaceae. The record is from the annotation of a GenBank genome assembly.
AGCGGGGAAUAUAUAAGUCGCGUUCGGUUAGGUUUAUUUCUCUCCUCGACCACCCCUGCCAACACAAGGCCAUCUGCGCAAUUUCCAUACUCUUCAUCUGUUCCGCCCUUCCUCGAAAAUUCCAACACGCAGCGCCAAGUCAGACGUCAAUCUACCUGACAUAUAACCAGCGCUUCUCCGGUCACAAUGGAAGUCGACGCCUCGAGAAUUCCUGGAUCUUCGGUUCUUUCUUCCUAUCCUCCACCAUCCUCCUUCCAAUCCUACACGUUGCAUUCGCGCGGCUGGGCUUUCCCUCCAAACGACUCCUCUCCUGCAUACAUGUCAAGCACUCAAAGCAACGUUAGUGCCUCUCGCGACUACAGGUACAAUAACGGCCACGAAUUUUAUACACAUCCCCCGCCCGCACCCAUGCCAAUGCACUCGCCAAGCGGUAGCCACUUGUCACAUCUUCAUCCACCACCUCAACAAUAUCAUGUACCUCCUGAGUCCUGGUCUCCCCCCUCUACCGAUCAGCACACUCCACACGCCCCAUCCCCUAUGCUUUCAGCUGGCGGCCGAUCAACAGCCCGACGCAGUCCUUCCUCUGAAGCGCAACGCGCACCGAACGCCGCUUUGCUUUAUGCACAGUCUCAAGCACUUCCCCCGUCCACGUCUCUAGCUCUCCUGUCUUCGCAACGAGGCGUUGGAUCGUAUUCCUCGUCGCCCAUCCCUCGUUUGCCACCCAUUCUUCAGGUUGAGAAACAACAGGUAACGACAAGUGCGACACAGGCUGCGAGCGCGAGUCGUCGGCGCAACGAGGCAAACUUCAUAUGUCCGGUGCCGGGCUGCGGGAGUACAUUCACUCGCAGGUUCAAUCUCCGAGGCCAUCUUCGUUCACAUACUGAAGAGCGUCCCUUUGUUUGCGAAUGGCCGGGAUGUGGCAAGGGAUUCGCAAGGCAGCAUGAUUGCAAACGCCAUCAAGCGCUUCAUACGACAAGAUCUCAAUCGAAUGUCUGUCAAGGCUGUGGCAAAACGUUCAGUCGUCUUGACGCCUUGAACCGCCAUUUGCGCUCUGAAGGCGGAAGUGAAUGUAGACAGACCGCAGAAGCUGUUGCCAUCGCAGCCCGUCUAAGCCCGAAAGAGGAGGAAACGGAGACGAAACCCAAAGUUAGUCGUAGUAAGUCAUCCAAGUAAUAUGUACAUGUACGCUACACACGCGCACCCCCUCUGUCUCGAUUACUGUAUGUUCUGUUGGAGCUUUUUUGGUAUGUUCACGACUGCUAUGAUUUGCUAUGUGUACGCUUUAUAGUUGGCAUAAUUCCUACAGACUCAUGUGCAUACUACAGUCAUCGUAAAUUCGUACAUAACUCGUUAUAUAUAUGUUCAAUUC